Molecule: messenger RNA, 353 nt
Organism: Gongylonema pulchrum
Lineage: Eukaryota; Metazoa; Nematoda; Chromadorea; Rhabditida; Gongylonematidae
Source: the annotation of a GenBank genome assembly
AUGAACAAUUCCAGUGCUCUGAGAAAUGCAUUUCGGGAUGCUAUUGUAAGAGCGGUUUCGUUCGCGAGAAGCGCGGAGGCUGUUGUAUUCCACGGCAUCUUUGCAAUUCCAGUGAGCCUAAGAAAGAAGCGUCAGUAUGUGGGCCAAAUCAGGAGUACCAGGACUGUGGGACAGCAUGCCCAGAAACAUGCGCCGGAAAACCAGAAUUAUGCACUUUUAUAUGUGUUAGUGGUUGCUUUUGCAAAAAAGGCUUUGUGCUCAACGGCACCAAUUGCAUACUCAAGGAGCUAUGCCCUGGUUCAUUUUUUUUUCGCAAUAUUUCAUUUUGUGUCCAGCCAAACGAAUAAAUAAUA